Molecule: messenger RNA, 3128 nt
Organism: Pipra filicauda (Wire-tailed manakin)
Lineage: Eukaryota; Metazoa; Chordata; Aves; Passeriformes; Pipridae
Gene: RBKS
Product: ribokinase
Exons: 8
Coding region: 316-1245 (309 amino acids)
Biological process (GO): D-ribose metabolic process
Molecular function (GO): ribokinase activity
Source: RefSeq, a predicted model, not a curated record
GCGCCGCAGCCGCCGUCCCCGCCCGGGCCGGAGGGGUCUUCGCAGGCCCCGAUAGUGGUGGCUGCCGCAAGUGCCUGCGCGGGCUGUCUGGCGGCUCGGCCGCGGCCGGAGCGGGGCAGGGGAGGCGGGAGAGGGGGGAGCCGCCGUGGCAGCAGGCGCUCGGCAGGGCAACACUGCCAAGCGAAGGCCCCCGCGGGCAGCUCGUCGCCCCUGGCAACGGGCGAAGCGGCGGCGGGGCCGGGCCGGGUCGGGGUCAGGGUCGGGGUCAGGGUCCGGGUCAGGGUCCGGGUCAGGGUCCAGGGGCCGCUCGGCGCCAUGGCCGCGCAGGUGGUGGUGGUGGGAUCCUGCAUGACCGACCUGGUCAGCCUUACUACACGAUUGCCAAGAGCUGGAGAAACUGUCCUUGGACAUAAGUUUUUCAUUGGUUUUGGUGGGAAAGGAGCCAACCAGUGUGUCCAGUCUGCUCGACUUGGGGCCAACACCUCACUGAUCUGCAAGGUUGGGAAGGAUUCCUUUGGCAAUGAUUAUGUUGAAAAUUUGAAGAAGAAUGGUAUUUCUACAGCAUUUGUAGAUCAGACUACAGAUGCUGCUACUGGAACUGCUUCAAUAAUUGUCAACAGUGAAGGACAGAAUGUUAUUGUCAUAGUCCCAGGAGCCAACCUGCUUUUAAAUUCUGAAGACCUGAAGAGGGCUUCUGAUGUCAUCUGUAAAGCCAAAGUGCUUGUUUGCCAGCUAGAAAUAACCCCUGCUGUUUCUCUUGAAGCUCUGAAAAUGGCACGUGCCAGUGGAGUAAAGACUUUAUUUAAUCCAGCUCCAGCCCUUGCUGACCUAGAUCCACAGUUUUAUAUCUAUUCUGAUAUCUUCUGCUGCAAUGAAACUGAGGCAGAAAUUUUAACGGGCAUCCCAGUUGGCAACCUUGAAGAUGCUGAAAAGGUGGGACGCAUGCUGUUAGAAAGAGGGUGUAAGCUUGUAAUUGUUACUCUUGGAGCAGAAGGCUGCAUGAUGAUAUCAGUAGAAGAACCCAUUCCAAAGCACGUUCCUGCUGGGAAGGUCAGGGCUGUGGACACUACGGGAGCUGGAGACAGUUUUGUGGGAGCACUGGCCUUCUACCUGGCUUACUAUCCCAAGUUAUCCAUGGAGGAAAUGAUCAGGAAGUCUAACUGCAUCGCAUCAGUAAGUGUCCAGGCAUCAGGGACACAAUCUUCAUAUCCUUACAGGAAGGACUUGCCUCAGGACCUUUUCUAAUUGAUUGUCUAGAUCACUGUGCUGAUUUUAUCUCAUACCAGACAGCAUUAUUCUCCUAACUGCAAGGAGGUUCUCCUCUGCUGACUGGAAAGGCCAGAAAAGUCUCUUUGCUUCUUAUUUCAGGAAUCCGGUGUUCCUGUUCUACAGUAGUAAGAUGGGGUGGGGGUGGUGGGUCUUUCAAACACAGCACAGCAGGUCUCUCUGGCCCCACACAGCCUUUGGGCUUGUGGCUGUCCCACACAAUGCACUGAACUACAUGAAGUUUACAGCAAAACACCUGGAGGGUAUUGGGCUCCUGGCAGUAUUUUUACUGAUUUUAUCAGAGCUUCUGAUGGGCAAUGGCAGCACAUGAAGCAGAGUGUUAGCUUUGAGACUGCAACUUCAGUACUCAGCUGCAGACGCCAAGGCCAGCACGCGGCUCUCAACAAAGCACCGUCCGUCAAGCCCGGGCACAUCUAUGCCCGCUCGCCUCAGAUGCAGCACUGUAACUCCCCACAUUCUGGAAGGUGGAGGAAGGUCCCUCCAAAUGAAAAGAGGACAAGAGUGCUACUGGAGGCAGAUUUUGAAAAAUGUUUCUAGCCAUAUUGUUCUAAACACAGGCAAGCUAAUUAAGGAAGAAAAGCUUCCAAAAACAUCAGAGAAGUAUUUUGGUUUCGUCAUGUUUGACAAAAACCCAGGAGUGAAAAAUCCAUCCUACUAACCUGGCUGAAAAUAAUAUAGCCCUUUUAGCUAUGGUCAUAGCUUAUCCAAAAACUCAUCUUACGUGACUAGGUUCUCAUUGCUUUUUUUCCUCAGAAGGAGCUGGUGCAACAUUACCCCUCCAAGGAAUGACACCAGCUUAUGGUCACUACUGUCACAUCUGUGGCUGGUAGGUUAGAAAAACUUGCAAUCCUGCCACUGAAUUCCUGCUGUGGAAAAUGUUAAUUUUUAUUGCUUUAUAAAACAAUAGUUCCUUUGAAGAUUACAGCCUCUUUCACAAUGGAAAACACAGACAAUGGGAUUUGCUAUUUAAUUUUUUUUUAAUUGAGUACUGUAAAAAUAACUCAAAAGAUAAAUAAAUGUUACUGUGAUGAUCUAUGUCCAGACAUUAAGAAUUUUCUCUCUCUACAUUGUUUUAUUCACAAUGGCCUUCAAAUCACAGGAGACGGUGAUCCCAGUUCAUUUCCUCUCUUUUCAGCCCAUGUUGCUGGAUUUCUGAAUCAGUGUUCACCCCGUCCUCCCCCCAGACCAUCUUCUCCUCAUGUAUAAAUCAAGUCCAGUCACUGUUCACAUAGAGCGGAUUUUUCUCUUCUCUGUGAAGAGGACACGUUGUUUUGCUAUAGGGGAAGAAAAAGAACUUGUUAAGAAGCCUGAAGUGUUAAAAAAAAGGAGCCCACGUCCCUUUUCCCCUGGCUGCCUUCACUGCUUAAAUGAGUGUGGAGCAACUGACUGGCACAGCACUGUUGUUAACCAACUCUUGAAGGAAUUUAGUAGCGCUUUCACUUUACCACAUGUAAUUUUUAGUUCCUAAGAGGUCCACCUCUGUGAGAAUAAGUAUCAGGAUUGGAAUGACUGAAAACAUUCAACAGCUGCUCUGUGUGACUACUCUGAGUCACAGCUGCUCCGUACAGGGACAAAAAUAGGUUCUUACUGCUUUCUACUACUUUUCAACUCCAGAGCCCAAACAACUACAGUUGAUGAGCUGGAUAUAGCUGAUCUCACAGUCUGCCUGAGAAGUUAACGAGGUGUCCUGUGGAUCUCUCAACAGGGGCACAAACUGACCCUGCCCCUAGCACCUGAUGCAGAUGUUGGCAAAGUCACUUCAGCUACUGGUUAAGCAUAGUCAAUACGUUACUAAAACCCCAAAACUGCAAAAUAAAUUAAAGCAAAGCUUUUUAGUGUCA